Messenger RNA from Aspergillus puulaauensis, 1803 nucleotides. RefSeq names its product putative MFS multidrug transporter. The coding region runs from base 1 to 1803 and encodes 600 amino acids. Gene Ontology annotation, molecular function: transmembrane transporter activity. The transcript is spliced from 3 exons. The record is from RefSeq and is a predicted model, not a curated record. NCBI's taxonomy places the organism in Eukaryota, Fungi, Ascomycota, Eurotiomycetes, Eurotiales, Aspergillaceae. Gene Ontology annotation, biological process: transmembrane transport.
AUGGCGCCAAUCUCAGAGAAGGAGAUCGAAACCACGCAGAAAACGCGUGAACCUGAGGCGUCGUCGUCGUCUCAGGACGACGCAAUUGAGAAGGUCGCGGCUGACCUCGAGAAGUCUCAGCUUCCUCGUGACCAUCUAGCUGGCACUACCAUGGACCAAUUGGAGAACAAGCCUACCGACGAGAAGAUCGAGUUGACUGAAGAUGACUGCUAUAACCAGCUCGGUUAUGCCUUCCCUAGCUGGAAGAAGUGGAUGAUCAUUACCGUCAUCUUCCUUGUUCAGGUUUCCAUGAACUUCAACACCAGUCUUUACUCUAAUGCUCUUGGUGGCAUCUCGGAGGAGUUCGGUGUGAGUUUGCAGGCUGCCCGUUGUGGUGCAAUGAUCUUCCUAGUCCUGUAUGCAUUUGGUUGCGAGUUGUGGGCACCAUGGAGUGAGGAGCUUGGCCGCAAACCUAUCCUGCAGGCGAGUCUGUUUCUUGUCAAUAUCUGGCAGCUUCCUGUGGCAAUUGCACCCAACUUCGCCUCGAUCAUGGUAGGCCGUGCCCUAGGUGGUCUUAGCUCAGCUGGUGGUUCAGUUACUCUUGGUAUGAUUGCAGACCUUUGGGAAUCAGAUGACCAGCAGUAUGCUGUUGCAUGUGUUGUUUUCUCUUCUGUUGGCGGCUCGGUUAUCGGCCCUGUUGUCGGAGGGUUUGUUGAAGAAUUCUUGCCCUGGCGGUGGAAUAUCUGGAUCCAGCUUAUCUUCGGAGGCUUUGUCCAGAUUGCACACUUCCUCCUGGUCCCGGAGACCCGAACUACGAUUCUUAUGGACCGCAUUGCGAAGAAGAUGAGGGAGAGUGGUGAAAAUCCCAAUAUCUACGGCCCCAACGAACUCGUCCCUUACCGCGAGCGCUUUUCAAUGCGGGAAAUCCUUAUAACCUGGAUCCGCCCCUUCAAGAUGUUCUUGACUGAGCCGAUUGUCUUGACCCUUUCGCUCUUGAGUGGUUUCAGUGACGCCCUGAUUUUCAUGUUCAUCCAGUCCUUUGGCUUGGUUUAUGAACAAUGGGGUUUUGGCAAGAUCGCCCUUGGAUUGUCGUUCCUCCCGAUCCUUGUUGGCUAUUUUAUCGCGUGGUUCUCAUUUGUCCCCGCCAUCAAGAGGAACGCCAAGGAGAGACGUGAAAACCCUGAGGACGAACAUACCCAGUAUGAAUCCCGUCUCUGGUGGUUGCUCUAUACCGCUCCUUGUCUACCGAUUGGUUUGAUUGGGUUCGCUUGGACUAGCAUGGGCCCCCCUGUUCACUGGAUAGGUACUAUGGUUUUCUCUGCCAUUGUCGGUAUCGCCAAUUACAGCAUCUACAUGGCAACCAUCGAUUAUAUGAUCUGUGCAUAUGGACCAUACUCAGCUUCAGCCACAGGAGGAAACGGUUGGGCGAGAGAUUUCCUUGCUGGUGUUCUUACAAUUCCUGCAACACCUUUCUUCCAAAAUAUCGGCGGCAAACAUCACCUGGAAUAUGCGUCUACCAUCCUGUUCUGCAUCUCGUUCCUCUUGGUCAUUGCGGUCUACGUCAUUUAUUGGUACGGCCCGACACUCCGCAAGCGGUCGCCCUUUGCCCAACAGUUGUCCGACGCAAAGGCUGAACUGCAGACGCACGGUGGCCCUGGCCGGCUGUCUCGUGUCCCAACGUCUUCGAGAGCGAAUUCUUUUGCACGAUCGCAACAAAACCUGCGCAUUCGCCAAACCAUGGGAAGCCGACAGAACAGUUUUGCGGCGUCUCGUCCCACAUCACGCAAUGCAUCUGCGAGACAGAGCUUUUCUGCGGAAGUAUGA